UAAUACAAAUCGAUUCUGAAUUAUUUAAGAGUUCUUUGAUUAAGUUGCAAAAAAGCGUAUAAGAAUUUUGUCAAUUUUGUCAAUUCAGAAUCUCAUCGUGACCAUCAUGGUGCAUUUGACCGCGAAGAUAUUUGGUUUAGUGAUCUCUGCGAUUAAAAAUCUUCGCGAGCUCAAAGGAUCUACGUCACGAGAAAUUCUUUACUACAUUUCAUCGGUUUACAAGAUCCCGUAUACUGUGGCACGACGUCAGAUACAGAAUGUUUUAAAGCGCGGAGUCACUUGCGGCAUCCUAAGGAAGACAGACGGUCACUACAGCCUGCCGACUGAUAAUGAAGUUGCACGGCAGGAGGUGGCUGUUCAGGAGAUCGGCCUGCUGGAUUUGUACUGCCAGCGGAAGGUUCAUCGAUCGAGGGGUGGCAGGUCACGUCGUAAUAGAGGUGCUAGGCGCAGUUGAAGGGUCACCUGCAGGUGCAAUAGCAGAGGCGCGCAACAAAGGUCUCGAGGAUGCGGGUCAAGGUCUUGCAGAAGAAGAAGAAAGGGAAGAUGCGGUGGCUUUGGACCGUGUACACGACGGGACGACGGGGCCUAGAAUCGAACCUAUUCUGAACGCUAACAAAUUGACUGACAGGUCGACUGGAUUGAACCGAACUACGUUAGAAGUGAUUGGCAGCAUUGAGGGAAUCAAUCGCUCAAACAUACCUUCCGAACAAUGGAAUCGCAGCAUACCAUUAUCAUGUUAAUCGUGCUCUCUAAAUCGGUGUAUUAUUCAUUCAAAUGAAUAGAUUUGAUUUCAGUGCUAUACUUAUAAUUAUAUCAGCGAUACAUGUAUUGAUUUCUCACAAUGAUAGUACACUAAUUUCGAUUUCAAGAGAAUACCGCCUCUCUUAAUCGAAAUCACUGAAAGUAAAUAGUCACUGAUAAUCACAGUUAUAAAUAUAGCAUUGAAAAUCGAUAAGAUUUCACUAAUGUAAAUUUAUAGAGUGGAAAUAUUAGUGGUAUCGUCCCUUGGAAUUCCCAAAUUUUGUAACACGAUUUUAUUUUUAUAGACAACAAACUUGAAUCGUUUUGAGAAAUAUAUGUUUCGCGAAUGUUUGUUUCUAUUCCCAUUUGAAUCUUUUCUGCAAGUCUUUCCAUGCGUACUAAUUGUUUUA
This is a messenger RNA of Solenopsis invicta (red fire ant), 1151 nucleotides long. RefSeq lists its product as uncharacterized. The transcript is spliced from 2 exons. Lineage: Eukaryota; Metazoa; Arthropoda; Insecta; Hymenoptera; Formicidae. The record is from RefSeq and is a predicted model, not a curated record. Bases 107 to 454 code for a protein of 115 amino acids.